AUGUCUGACGUCCCACCAACUACACCAUUUAUGAAGCCUGAAUGGGUGUCGGUCUGUGGUGAAUGUGGUGAUGAGCUGGCAUGGCGCGUGGUUAGUUCAAGCAAGAACGACAACCGUGGGCGGUGGUAUGCUAUGUGCUCUAAGAAGACGCCUGCAGGAAAACCUGAGUUCUUUCAGUGGGGGUCUCCAAAGUCUUCGCCGAACCAAUCUCCCCCCGACCUAUCACCGACUUUGCGUUCUGGCUCAUUGUCACCUAUCGCCAUUCCUGACGCCAGCUCCAAUACUCACUAUUGCGCUGUUCUUGGCUGCAAGUCAUGCCGUGUCGCUGUUGGUUGCGAGCAUCAAUGCUGCCGCAAGCACUGUCUUGCUUUUGGCGGGUGCCACCUUAAGAAGCAUAAGCUAUCUCCAGCUGAACGUCAACGCUUUGCUGCCAUCGAUCCUGCAUUAUUGGUCCCACCAAAUCCUCACCACCGUAAUUCAAUGACUCCAUCGGACACCCCAGAUUCAAUUCAACCCACCCCAGACCUAGAGACGCGUGCUCCUACCCCAAUCCUACCCCAUGAAACGUCUUAUGCCACCCUUCCACCAACAUCUAUGACUCCUGCAACCACUCGAGAAUCGUCUGCCGGGCCAUCCAAACUUCCUAUCACACGCACAAAGAAGGGUAAAGCUCGUGCUGUCGAAGAUGUUGAUAUGCUCGCACAUUCUCGCCAUCCAUCACAACUUCCACCGGUCUUCACGCAACGCUAUGCUGAACAAGAGCUGAUCCUCCAGCAGCAGAAAACCCGAGAUGCUGAACAGCGUGACCUUGCACGGUGUGCAGCCAACACCAUUCAUGCCUAUGGCUGGUCCAAGGAUGGCAAUGAGGCCGAGAUGUUUGAGGUCCAGAAUGGAUUUACCUAUCCCCAGCUCCGGAUGACUGCCUCCAUCCUUUCCGCUCUAGGCUUGACUGCUGGCGAGGACGGCUCCUCCAUGCUGCAGUACUAUAACACUGCAAGGAGCAGAUGGAUCAAUAUCAUCCAGGGUCAUGUCAUCACUCUUGACAUGCACCAUAUCUUUGUGCGCAACAUCGGUGUCUCUGUCAUGCCCGACUUUGAUACCAUAUUUCGUGGCUGUGAUGCCAGUGAAGCUGGCGUCCCAAACAUCCGAACCAAUCUCCAAGCCGAGCGUGCAGCUGUUCGCAAUGCCAACAACCGUGAUCUACUGAAGCUGACGUCUUCAAAGAGACUAGGUUCAGUAAUUGAGGUCUCUAGCGGUUCAGACGAUGAAGUCGUUGCUCCUGGCAAACGCAAGACUGCUGCCCGCCAUCAGGACCAGCAUGGCCCUACCCGUCGUAUACGUACCAAUACCGGUGGAUCAUCACACCCUCCUACCAUUAUGGUGGAACGCUCACUGGGCACCAUCGAGCUUACUUCAGAUGAUUCCGACGAUAGCCUUCUUACGACUGGUCCCUUAUUCCGUCUUCCUGUCAUCACAGAACGAAAUUCACUGGGCACCGUCAAACUCGCUUCAGAUGAAUCUGAUGAUGCUAUCACAGCAUCGCCUACUGGUCUGACAGCUGGCAACCCCAUUGAUGUCGACUCCUUCAAUCUCAAACGCACCUGGCCAAGAAGUUUCUAUACAUGUGAAGUUGCCGAUGUCUUUGAAGCUGCGGCAGUUGAUGAUGGGAGAAGCCUAAAGACGAAGUUCGAGGAUGUGUAUGGUCCUGAUGUACGCUUCUACGCAUCAACUUUCAGUGAUCACCUCAAGCGCUGGAAAGCUGCUUCUCCCUCAUCUCGUUCGGAGUUCAUUGAAGCAGGAAAGACCGAUGACGGUCUGUACUCAAGGUUUAUGAAGGCAAACCCUGCGCCAGGGGGGGAAGUCAAAGCUGUGAAGAAGCGCCUUGCGCGCAUGCGUGGCUAG
This is a messenger RNA of Suillus clintonianus, 1902 nucleotides long. RefSeq lists its product as uncharacterized. The transcript is spliced from 3 exons. Gene Ontology annotation, molecular function: zinc ion binding. The record is from RefSeq and is a predicted model, not a curated record. NCBI's taxonomy places the organism in Eukaryota, Fungi, Basidiomycota, Agaricomycetes, Boletales, Suillaceae. Bases 1 to 1902 code for a protein of 633 amino acids.